Alligator mississippiensis (American alligator) is the source of this 2005-nucleotide messenger RNA. RefSeq lists its product as uncharacterized. The record is from RefSeq and is a predicted model, not a curated record. The transcript is spliced from 2 exons. NCBI's taxonomy places the organism in Eukaryota, Metazoa, Chordata, Crocodylia, Alligatoridae. Bases 394 to 1401 code for a protein of 335 amino acids.
GCAUGGGACUCAUAUAAUCUUUUAUCCUGAUUUUCUCUCCCUCUCUCUUUCUCUCUCUCUCUCUCUCUCUCUCUCUCUCUCUCUCUCUCACACACACACACACACACACACACACACACACACACAUAUUUCUGGCCAAAGUACUACCAACAAAACCAAUGGUACAGCACCCUGGGCCACCUGUAGCCAGCCUCUGACCACAGGAUCCCAUUUCAGCUGACCCCAGACCACCCACAGCAGCCUGCACAGACCCUGCCGCUGGUACCUGGCACAGUAUCACCAUGCACCUGCCUGUCUCAUGCUGUGCCCCUGCACUGAAUACUGCACGUGCCUUCCCAGGACCACCAGCACCAGGACUGUCACACAGUGACCCAGCGAGCCAUUGAAGGAACCAUGCUGGCAUCCAACCCAAUGCCACAGGCUGCCUCCUGGGGCCACAGCUGGUCCCAGGAGGAGACUAGAGACCUCAUGGCACUGUGGGGAGAGGCCAAAGUCCUCAGCCAAGGUUCUCAGCAGAGUGGGUUCUCCAAUGUGUACAUCUAUGAGGACGAGUCAGGCCCUAUAGAGGAGCAUGAGCACAACCAAUCAGUGCACGAAUGCCGCAUAAAGAUCACAGCCUUAUGGGCACAAUGGGUCACUGUCACCAACCACAAUCACUGGUUGGGGCCUGCCCACAAGUCCAUACCCUUUACACAGCAACCGAAUGACAUCCUCAUGCCCUGGGACCCUGGCUGGAACCGUGCCAUGCACUCAAGCAUGGGCAGCCUGCCUAAGCCUCCACUGCAGCCUGGAACCUGUGUCGAUGCUUUACCAGAAGAGGGCCCCUCAGGCUGCCAGGAGGUUGUCCUACUGUGCUUCCCACCCUUGGUCUCAUCCAGCAACUCUGAGAGCCCAGGCCAGUGCCUAUCCCACCAGGUCCAGGGGUGCAGCCCUGGCCAGAAAACCAGGCCAGCCACGGAACUGCCAGCACUCAGCACCUCCAGCUCCUCCGCAGAGAGGGCCCUGCCAAGGCAGCCAGAUGCCAAGCCAAUGCGCCCCAGGACACUGCCAGUAGCCACACAUCCUCACUGCCAGCAGGGACUGACUCAGGCUGCUGGGCAUGCCAGAGACACCCAUCCAGACCUGCAGCUGCACUCAGGGGAGAGGCACCAGUUGGCAGCUGCAAUACACUGUCAGGGUCACCAACAGCCUUGGCCAAGGCACUGUGUAUGCACCAGCUCCAGCAGCGCAGGACCCAGGACUGAACCUGGUUGCUGGACUGCCUGGUCACAGGGGCUGAGGAGUGCAUCGAGGACUCGUGGACCUGGUGCAUGGAGGACAUCACCCACAAGUGGGAGAGAGAUGCAUGUGAGUGGGAUAGGGAUGCCAACAAGGUGGCAAGGAACACACAUGAGGUGGUGAGAGACCGGGCAGACCAGGAGUUCAGGGAUAGUCUCAUGACUCUGGUGGCCAGGGCAGUGGAGGCCACAGAGGAGUACCACCAGGUGCUGAAAACUGACCUGGCCCUGGCAGUCACCUUCAUGCUGCCCACUGCCCUGCCCUUAGUUCUCACCCUGCCUGCCCCUUGGCAGACACCUGCUGCCCAGCAGCAGCCCCCUCCCUUGCCCCUGCAUGGGCCUGGCCUGAGAUGCAGUGGUGCCUCCACCACCCAGGUGCCCCUGCCCCAGAUCCUGCACUGGGGCCCCUGUCACACAGCCCUCCUGCCUGGUCCCAGCCCUGCCACUGGCUCACUGGCUGCAGGAGAGGGAGCUGGCCACACUGGCAGAGCAGUGCCUGCUGUCACCCUCAAGCAAGCCCCCUGCCAGGUUCACCAUGGUGUGUGCACCCAUGGGGGUUCAGGCAGAGGUCAGAGUCAGGGGGCUGGGCCCCUGUCCUCCGGCUCCAUCCCCUGGGUGCCCCCUCCCCACUGCUUCCCACCUUGUGAGGGUACACACAGGCUUGUGAGGUGUGACACAGAAUGCAGUAUACAUAGUCUACAUGGUGAAAAGGGUGCUUUAUUGGUCAU